Rosa rugosa (rugosa rose) is the source of this 721-nucleotide messenger RNA. RefSeq names its product large ribosomal subunit protein bL28c-like. Lineage: Eukaryota; Viridiplantae; Streptophyta; Magnoliopsida; Rosales; Rosaceae. The coding region runs from base 91 to 555 and encodes 154 amino acids. Gene Ontology annotation, biological process: translation. The transcript has 2 exons. Gene Ontology annotation, cellular component: ribosome. Gene Ontology annotation, molecular function: structural constituent of ribosome. The record is from RefSeq and is a predicted model, not a curated record.
CCAAAGCAACUCAUUUCUCAAAACCAACAGAUAAGAAGUUAAGAACAACAAGAUAACAACUCCAGACUAGUAGUGAAACCUCUAUUUGCCAUGGCAGCUUCCGCAACCGCGGCUGUCUUCUUCGGCAGCAGUUCCGGUCUAUGCCUCCGCCGCGGAGCAGAGUCCUCCAAGGGAAUAUUUUCUUCCAAGACCCAAGCAGUUUCCGAUAUUGGGUUCGUCACCGGUCAGCUCAGCGGCCUCAAAAUCUCCUACGACGUGUCGUCUCAGCUCCCCAGUCCCAUCUUCACUCCUUCCCUCCCUGGCCUUCAGCCCAUUGUUGCUCGUAGAAUUUGUCCUUUUACUGGGAAGAAAGCAAACAAGGCAAACAAGAUUUCCUUCUCUGCCCACAAGACCAAGAAGUUGCAGUUUGUGAACCUACAGUACAAGAGGAUUUGGUGGGAAGGCGGGAAGCGCUUUUUGAAGCUGCGCUUGUCAACAAAAGCAAUCAAGACCAUAGAGAAGAAUGGACUGGAAGCCGUUGCCAAGAAGGCCGGGAUAGAUCUUCGUAAGUGUUGAUAGCACUUGGUUCAUUAGAUUCUUUUGUAAGGCAUUCCUAAUCACUGUGUUUUGUUCUGUUCUACCGAGUACAUUUUGUUUCUAUCUACCUCACUAAUCUGUUAAUCUUUGUUUCUUACAAUCAAUGAGUUGUUAAUUCUGCAAGCUAUAAGUUCUCUUUCGCUCA